GCAGGAUCAUGGCUGUUCUCAAGGGUGUAGCUCAGUCACUGCAGUGGAAAGUAGGGGUUGGCUUCUGCACUAUACAAUGCGCUGAAAGAUGGUGCACCAGGAGAAAUGUGUUUACCAGGCCCAGAGGAACGAGAGAGAGUCCAUUAGACAGAAACUGGCCUUUGGCAGUUUCUAUGACGACGGACCGGUUAUCUUCACUGGUUGCAGCAAGAGCAGCAAGAGCUGCCUGUCCUCACGGCUUCAGAAUGUGGUGAACCUGCAGAUGUGCUUUGUGAAUGACGGUAGCAAUGACAGGGACAGUGGUGCAGAGGACAGCAGAACAGAGACCAGCCUGGACACCCCAUUGUCUCCUAUGAGCAAGCAGAGCUCUUCUCUGUCUGACCGGGACACAGGUGAGGAAGAUUUAGACACAGAGGAUUCAGAAUACUGGAGGCUACAGCGCCGGCUGCAGAAGGAGGCCCGUGUGGCUCUGGCUUUGGCACGUCCAAUGGCCCGAAUGCAAGUGGAAGUGGAGAGACAGAUUCAGCUACACUGCAGGUCACCUGUGGCAGACCUGUUGCCUCAUCUGCCACACAUCAGUGAGAGUCUAAUGAAGAGAAAUCUGAGGCCAGUGGACAUGAGAGACAUGAGUCUUGGUCAGUUGCAAGUCAUCACCAAUGAUCUGCACUCUCAAAUACAAGGUCUGAAUGAGGAGCUGGUGCAGCUGUUGCUCAUGCGAGAUGAACUGCACAUGGAGCAGGAUGCCAUGCUGGUAGAUGUGGAGGAUCUUACAAGGCAUGCACAUAGCCAGCAGAGGCACAUGAUGGAGAAAUCUCUGGCCAAAGGCAAAGGAGCUUGCCACACUCGCUGUGAUUCUCCAUACUGAGGCAAACAGAACAGGGGCCAACCACUUGUGUUUCACUAUAUGAUGAAGCAGUGUACUCACUAUAGAUCCUUCAGUGCAACUAGAUGUGUUUUUAUGUUGAAAGCUUUGUGUGGAUGUAUGUUAAUUAUACAUGCUAUAAGUGUUCAUGCAUGCCCGCAUCUUAGCUGAGGGUUACACACUCACUUUGCAGAACAGUUCAUCAUACAUAAUAUAUAAAUUAGGAAGUAACAUAAAGAAUCAUGUGACAUGGAUUUAUCAAUGGGAUUUCAUAUUGACAGGUUGGAUCUUUUCCUGUGAUUUCGGUACUUUCUGGUCACUCAUGGACCAUUCUAGUUGCACUCAGAAAACAACAUUUACACUAUCUGUCAAAUAGUAAACUGCUUCUCUGUGCAGAUUAUUGCUGGAUUUGCUUAUUAACCUGCAAUUUCCCUCCCUGUGGAGAAAUGAAGUUUACUCUGAUGCAGUGUUUGCACUGGCUUAUUUUCUGUGUAUGGAGCUACCUAAAAAUAUGGAAAAAUAACCAAAACUGUUGAAAGGUUUGAAUGGAAUCGAAGUAUUAGUAAGGUGAUGUGAGCAUUGUAGUUUUUCUAUAUUUGUUUGGAAGAAGCUGCCUGGUGUGGAGGUAACUGAUUCCUAUGUUCACAGUGAACUAUAAUGUCAGUCUUUUAAGAAUGUAUAUUUUACUUUUACAUUUAAAAAUUACAUUUCCUGUUUCACAGAAAUGUAAAAGGAAAUUAUGAACUAACAAAUGACUUAACAUGGGCCAGUAUGACUUUUUAAUGUUGUCAUCAUCUGUUGUUGGGUAGUUGGCACAUAACAUGCCCAUGUUUUGUUUUUUUUGUUUUGUUUUUUUUAAUCAACAUUAAGAUUUUAGUUUUAAAAAAUUUAAUUAAUGGAAAUUGUAUAUAGAAGUUUUCCACCAUAUUUGUAUUUAUUUAUUUAUGACAUUUACUAGUUCAUUUUACAGUGAAGGGUCCUGAGGGGCGACAAAUGCACUUUUGAAAAUACUAAUAUUCCAUGUAAUCUCUCAUUUAAUAUAAGUCCAGAUCUGUGUGCAUAGUAAUUAUUAAAGUAAAAUAAUUAUUUUUAAAAAUAGUUUUAAAUGAAGUUUGGCUUGUCUCACUGCAGGACAUGUCAACUUCCCAGAAGUAUUUCAUGACAACUACCUAAUUACACCUUAAAUACUCAUUAAGUGCAGUCACAAGGGAUAACAAGAGAAUCAAAAACUAGCAAUUUUAUCACUCAGCACCAAACAGGUGUCACUGUGGUUUGUAUUAGGUCAGCCUGAAAAGUGAAAGAAAAAAGCAAUAAAUA
Myxocyprinus asiaticus (Chinese sucker) is the source of this 2179-nucleotide messenger RNA. RefSeq names its product schwannomin-interacting protein 1-like. The transcript is spliced from 7 exons. Lineage: Eukaryota; Metazoa; Chordata; Actinopteri; Cypriniformes; Catostomidae. The record is from RefSeq and is a predicted model, not a curated record. Gene Ontology annotation, biological process: positive regulation of hippo signaling. The coding region runs from base 89 to 865 and encodes 258 amino acids. Gene Ontology annotation, cellular component: cell junction; plasma membrane.